Molecule: messenger RNA, 1050 nt
Organism: Fonsecaea nubica
Lineage: Eukaryota; Fungi; Ascomycota; Eurotiomycetes; Chaetothyriales; Herpotrichiellaceae
Exons: 1
Coding region: 1-1050 (349 amino acids)
Biological process (GO): basic amino acid transmembrane export from vacuole
Cellular component (GO): fungal-type vacuole membrane
Source: RefSeq, a predicted model, not a curated record
AUGUUUCCGCCCCAACAAGGCGUCACUCUCGACAUCCAAGCUCUCUCCGGCAUCUGUGGCUCCAUCUCCAUCGCCUGCUGGGUCGUCGUCUUCUCGCCUCAAAUCAUCGAAAACUUCCGCCGCGGGUCGGCCGAGGGCCUGUCGAUCGUCUUCAUCGUCGUCUGGCUGGCCGGCGAUGUCUUCAAUAUCCUCGGCGCCGUCCUGCAGGGCGUGCUGCCCACCAUGAUCAUCCUCGCCGUCUACUACACCCUGGCCGACAUCGUCCUACUGGGCCAGUGCUUCUAUUACCGCGGCUUCACCCUCACCGACUACGUGAAACCUGCGCAUCACGCUCAAAAUGGGGACGCCGAGACACGCCCGCUGCUGCACAGUGGUUCCGUGACCCAGCCUCCGUCGCGCGACGAGCAUGAGCGGUCGUCGUCCAUCUCGCAUCUCCGACGCCAUUUGUCCGUCGAAGCCGCCCAUCUGUCCCCCGUCACGCCGCUCAUUGACCCACCGAAGCCGACUGAUCCCCCGGCUGCCAGGAACUUGCGACCAACCAGCGCGUGGCAGGCGGUGGUGCUCAACACCUUUGCCAUCCUGCUCGUCUGUGCCGCUGGGGUGUUUGGCUGGUGGAUCGGGGCGCAAAAGCACCACCACCACCACAAAGACGAGUCACCGCCGUCGGAGCCCUUGGAGUUUGAUGUUCUGGGCCAGAUCUUUGGUUAUCUCUGCGCCGUGCUCUAUCUGGGCUCCCGGGUGCCGCAACUCCUGCUCAACUACAAGCGCAAGAGCACUGAGGGCGUGUCUCUGCUUUUCUUUCUCUUUGCGUGCAUCGGCAAUUUGACUUACGAUAUGUCCAUCUUUGCCUAUUCACCCGUCUGCGCGCAGCCCGAUCAUUGUCGGCCGGGGGAAGCGAAGGCCAUUUAUUUGAGAUAUAUCGCUGUGAACGCGAGCUGGAUCGCGGGGAGCUUGGGUACGCUGUUGUUGGAUAUGGCCAUCUUUGUACAGUUUUUCAUGUACCAGAAGGACGAAGACGAGGAUGACGCCGAGUCUGCCGUUGUGGACUAG